Molecule: messenger RNA, 345 nt
Organism: Peniophora sp. CBMAI 1063
Lineage: Eukaryota; Fungi; Basidiomycota; Agaricomycetes; Russulales; Peniophoraceae
Source: the annotation of a GenBank genome assembly
AUGGGUGGAAGUCGCGACCUCUCGCGAACACCGUCGUCCCGAUACACGAACCGAGUGCCACCUCCUCAUCCUCAAGCAUAUCCUGCUGACCUCUGUAUGCGCAGCCCCCCUCAACUGUUUAUCCAUCCUGCCAAUGACCAAGUUUACGGCGCAUCUAGUCAACACUUGAGACUCUUCACUAGUCUAGUAGUACACAUCCCCACCAACGGUACCUCGCUCAGGCCCUCGCAAACCGCCGGACGCACCCAUCCAUCUCUGAUGCUCCUCGAGCGCAGCUUUGACUUGGUGCGCGUCGUGGCGUUCUUUCAUUUAGCGGUACCAUGCUCUGUGAGAGAAUCGGCGUAG